AUGUCUGGCACUGAUCUAUUAGAAUCGUUGUUUAAAAAUGCAAGACAAGCUCCAGUCUCGGUGAAAUCGAAUAAAUUAGACGAAUUGUUUGCCAAAGCUGCUGAAGAAAAGGUAAGAGUAUCUUUAUUAUGAAUUAUUGCUUUUUAGCGAUUAGAAAAAACGGCCAGUAAGGCAACGGAUCCUUUAACUUUUGUUAAAUCCACAGACCCGCUUGCCAAGAAUAUUAUUUUGAGCUCCAAGCAGUGUGCUUUAUACAAAUUCAGCGACGGAAAAUGGGUGACGACGGAUAUUACUGGGCCAUUAUUUGUGUAUGAAAGAUUGGACAAACCUCUGAAUUCUCUCUUUAUUGCUUCGAAAACCAGCAAUUUUAUCAGACCUCUCAAUGACUCUUCCAAGCUUGAAUUUAAGAGUCCAUUCAUUUUUCUCCAUCUAAAACAUGGUAUGCAAUUUAUUGAAAUACGAAAUUAAUGUUUAGGAGAGUCUUUUGGAAUAUGUUUCAAAGACGUGACGGAAUGUCCGAAGUUUUUUGAAGUCGUGACUUCAGUGACUAAAGGCAGGGAAAUUAAUCGAAGAAAGGAUACAGAAUUACAACAGUUUCUGAACAAAUCGGACAAACGAAACGAAGUUUGUAUGACGUAUUCGGAGAAGACCAUCGUUGCAGCAUCGUUUAAAUCGAAGAAUGUCACAAAGAAAAUUAAGGUAACCCUUAUAUAAAAUUAUAUUUUUGGUUAUUAGGCAUCAAACAUGAAAACUUUCAUCCAGUCCGAAUUGGUAGACGUGUCUGAUCAGAACUUGAAAUGUAUAAAAAUGAUCGACCCUCUGGCUGAUAAGAUUGUAUGUCAGGCCAGCCAUGGCGCACUCUAUAAUUAUUGUGUAGAAACCGACGAAUGGAUCAAGUCUGAGGUCGGAGGUCCGUUUUUUAUAUACAGUAGGAAAGAUCGGCCCUUUUAUUCGUAUAUGAUUGCCAACAGACAAUCUCUCGAAGAUUGGAUCCAGCCUAUCAAGAAAGACAUGAGAUUUGAGUGUAAUAGUCCAUACAUUUUCACAAAUAUUCCAAAAAGUAAGUUUUCUGUUUCGUGAUUCAUAAAUUUUCUUUAGAGGAGAUCAAGGCGUUGUGGUUUGGAGAUGAAAAGGAAUGCAUAAAGGUUUAUCAAACUUUGGUGGGGCUCAAAGAAAAACUGGAACAGUCAGAAACGAAUGUGGAUAACUCUAUUGACACGCAUUCUACUGAUGCUACUUCGGCAUCAAGGCCAGACGCAUCCUCAUCACUUUUGAAUUCGCUGUUCCCUACCCCUGUUGUAAAAAUAGAUCAUGUUGAAAGCCCAGUUGUAGAAGAAGUAGAAGACGGUGAAGAGUAUUCGGAUGAAUACGAUGAAAAUAGCGAAGAGGAAGAUGUGAUACAUGAACAAUAUGAAGAGCUUAAAGAUGUCGAGGGUAAUGAAGGAGAAGACGUGGAUAACAUCGAGGAGACAACCUCUCUUAAAGACCGGCCUGUCACUGUGCAUACGGCGCCCAAAGUGCUGGAAGCUUUGUUUGGCACAUCGGCCAAGGUAAAAUUAAAUUGUGUUUAACAACCUUUUUAAAGCCAUCAAGCUCUGAGCAACCCUUGACUGUCAAUGAAAGGGCUUUCAAAUACGUUAAGUGUGUCGAUAAGGACAUUGGGGGAAUUGAAUAUGUCUAUAAAAGUGUUGCUUUAUACAAUUUUGAUCUCAAAACGAAAAAUUGGAUUCGAACAGACGUCCACGGGCCUCUUUUCGUGUACUCCAGGACUUCUCAACCAAAAUAUAAAAUUAUGCUGGCCAGUAAGGAGACAGGCGAUGACUUUGUGUUGCCUCUAAACGAUGACCUUAGAUUAACUCUCCAGGCAUCGUUUAUUUUUGGGAAAGGAGAUCAGGGUAAGUUAUAUAUUACGACAAAAUAAUAAGAACGCACGCACAGCGUUCUGUACUUUUUUGGAAUGAUUCCGACACCGAUUUUUUCGAAUUUUUCUAAAAUAGCCCGCAUUUACGCGGGUGUCGCUAGGGAAUACUGUAAGAUUGACGUGUAAAAUUUGCAGUGCUUAUAGAGUAAAGAGAGAUCUUUCCAACGAUACAACUUACGUAAAUUAAUAUGGAAAAAGAAAUUUGUAAUCAACGCUGAAAACUGACCGACUUUGGAUUAUCGGCGCUAAAGAUUGCCCUUAGGCAGAUCUCUUAGAAGAAGUGGAUGGUACCAACUUGUGCGGAAUUUAAUUCUCUACAACAUAUCCAAAAACUACAAAAUUUUACUGCUUUUCCGUCGAAUUAUGCCUCAAAAAUGCAAUUUUUGCACUAGUUUUACCAAUUUUUAAAAAAUAUUUGCACUUUAAGGGCAUUAUUACAAAAACAGAGUCGUACAUAUUGAAGCUUGCAUGGUAGCUGAGCAUACUGUUUAAUUUUACCCUGUCAUCUAUCUCCAUCUUCAAAAACAACGGAGCUAAAGUUUGGUGCUUGGACCCAGCAUAAAAAUGCCCUAAGGGCGAAUUUCAAAAAUGCGAUAGUGCCACUAAACGUAAAAUAAGCCUUCAAACAGCCAUGCUCAAAAGGCAACGAUUCGAUUCCUUCUUCUGUGACUGCUCCAAGAAAUCCAUGCAACAUCAUGAACGCGUAAAUGUGUUCAUGAGGCCACCGAUGUUUCAAACUAUUCCGGAAACUCCCAACGUUGAUUUUUUUCCUCAAAUUUGGCGUACCUGUAGCACAAAAAAUUCUACGUUCAGUGGCACUAUCGCAUUUUUGAAAUUCGCCCUUAGGGCAUUUUUAUGCUGGGUCCAAGCACCAAACUUUAGCUCCGUUGUUCUUGAAGAUGGAGAUAGAUGACAGGGUAAAAUUAAACAGUAUGCUCAGCUACCAUGCAAGCUUCAAUAUGUACGACUCUGUUUUUGUAAUAAUGCCUUUAAAGUGCAAAUAUUUUUAAAAAAUUGGUAAAACUAGUGCAAAAAUUGCAUUUUUGAGGCAUAAUUCGACGGAAAAGCAGUAAAAUUUUGUAGUUUUUGGAUAUGUUGUAGAGAAUUAAAUUCCGCACAAGUUGGUACCAUCCACUUCUUCUAAGAGAUCUGCCUAAGGGCAAUCUUUAGCGCCGAUAAUCCAAAGUCGGUCAGUUUUCAGCGUUGAUUACAAAUUUCUUUUUCCAUAUUAAUUUACGUAGUUGUAUCGUUGGAAAGAUCUCUCUUCACUCUAUAAGCACUGCAAAUUUUACACUUCAAUCUUACAGUAUUCCCUAGCGACACCCGCGUAAAUGCGGGCUAUUUUAGAAAAAUUCGAAAAAAUCGGUGUCGGAAUCAUUCCAAAAAAGUACAGAACGCUGUGCGCACGCACCAUAUAUCUUCAAAAAUUCUUUGUUUUUAUGCUAUUUUUGUAGAUCGGUUAUUUGGUUUGUACUUUGCAAAAGAAGAAGAGUGCCGUGAAGCUUUCAAAACAAUGGAAAAACUGAAGGUGAUUAAAGAUGAAGAAACGUAAGGCAACUACUCGGCACAAUACAGGGCGGGCCACUCGGAACUUCCACCCUUGUUUCAGGCAUUUCUCCGCCGAUAAUGAUCUAAUUUUAAAAAAAUUAUUUCACGGAGGCCUUCUACUGACCUUUGAGAUUUCCAUUCCAAAGUUUGGAGCUCGAAAUCAGCGAAACGGCACCACGACAUUUCCGGAAUUUGGACGCUUCCGGAAUGGCGGAAAAGUGACACUUCCGGAACCGGGGAAAAAAUCAAAGAUAAGGCUUCGACCUCCCAUCUGAAUGGAUUUAUUGUUAUUAAUCAAAAAAAUUUUGUUACUUUUUUCUUAAGUAGUAGUGUUAAAAAGUAAUUUUUUGAAAAUUUUCCAAAAAUAUUCGAUAUAGGGGUUUUCGAUGAUGUUGAUUUCGAAAAUCAUGUUAAUUUUUUCUGAUUGUUUCUUUUUUUUUACGUAGUGGUAAAAAGUAAUUUUUUGAAAUUUUUCUAAACAUACUGGAUUUAUGGGUUUUUGAGGUUGCUUAUUUCGAAAGUCAUGUUCAUUUUGUCUGCACUUUACUAUCUCGCGACCUAGGUCGUGGCUGAGGUCAAAAAGGUCGCCUAAGCCUUAUCUUUGAUUUUUCCCCGGUUCCGGAAAUGUCCUGGCGCGGGCGAAACUUAGAAAAUUUUUGCAAUGAUUGUCAAUUGACAAGAGAAGUACCCAGAGAUUACCACUGCUCCGGAGCCGGCUCUUGGCUCCGAGCCGGGAGCCAGAGCCGGAACCGGAAAUUUUGGGUCCGGCUCCGGCUCUCGAACCUAAAGCCGGAGCCAGGCUUCUCAGCGUUCAGAAAAGUAAAAAUUUCGCGCUCUUGUUAAACCAAUUGCUUGAAAAAUAAAAAAAUGUUGCACGGCAGCCGGAGCCGCAAAUUUGGCCUCGGCAAUGGCUCUGGGAGGUAAGAGCUGGAGCCGAAAUUUUGGUCUUGGUAAUCCUGGCUGCACCCCAAGUGCGACGCUGAGGUUUUAUUUAACUAAAUUUUGCAUUACCCUCCAUGCUAUAAAUAGAAUGAAACUUUUCUUGCCGAAAUUCGGCAAAAAUUGUCAAAUUUUUGCCGACUUUUGGUCUAAAAAUCUCGAUUGUUUCUGCAAAGCGGAUCAAAUGUAAAUUUUAUCGCAUGUAUUUUACAAGGAAAUUACGGGGCCCUUGCUUUUAGACGAGACAUAUCUUUAAAAAAUACGUAAAAUCAUGCUGGUUAAGAGUAUUAAAAAAUUGGCUGCACAAUUUUGGGUUUUAGAGGUUAAAAUUCAAUCGCAAAUUGACUUAAAGCCCUGUAUAAACCACUUAGAAAUUGGUGCAUUAUUGGCGGGAGGAUACCUGAGACAAUGUUCGAAGUUCCGAGUGGUCCACCCUGUAGAACUACCAUAAUUUUGUUAUAAAAUGUAAAAUUUUUAGGCGCAUUCCCAAGCAGCCCUAUGACAAUGUACUGGCCUUAUUUGAAUCAAUGGGGAUUGUAAAACCCGCCAAACAAUGA
This is a messenger RNA of Bursaphelenchus xylophilus (pine wood nematode), 4965 nucleotides long. Lineage: Eukaryota; Metazoa; Nematoda; Chromadorea; Rhabditida; Aphelenchoididae. The record is from the annotation of a GenBank genome assembly.